This is a messenger RNA of Soboliphyme baturini, 576 nucleotides long. NCBI's taxonomy places the organism in Eukaryota, Metazoa, Nematoda, Enoplea, Dioctophymatida, Soboliphymatidae. The record is from the annotation of a GenBank genome assembly.
AAGAACAUGUCACCGUCGAAGUGCAAGAAUGGGUUCUGUUGCAAAGGGGUUGAUUUGAAUCGCAACUUUGACUUCCACUUUGGAGGACUUGGGGGAAGCAGCGAUCCGUGUGAAGAAAUAUUUCAAGGCGACUAUCCGUUCAGUGAACCAGAGUCACAGGCAGUGAAGAAAUUUUUGCUGGAUCACUUUAAUAUAGAAGCAUUUAUUAAUUUGCAUACGUAUUCCCAACUUUGGAUACAUCCUUAUGGUCAUACAAAGCAUGCAUACCCUGCUGACGUAAAAGACCUGGUGAGGACGGCUACUAAAGCAGCGGAAGAGUUGUCCCGAAUGUACGGCACGAAGUACCGAGUAGGAAGUGGCGCUGAUACUCUCUAUCCUGCUAGCGGUGGUAUGGCCGAUUGGGUGAAGAAAAAUCUACCCGCAAAGUACGUGUACUUGAUCGAACUACGGCCUAGUGAAGAAGUAGCUGACGGCUUUAUUUUGAAACCGUCCCAAAUUCUUCCUACAGCGGUCGAAACGUGGCAAGGCAUCAAAACCGUUGCCAUGGCUGUGCUAAAAAAGAACAGACUUGCCUGA